AUGCCCUGUGCUCCUGAGAAUGUUGUAGAAGAGGUGCCGGAAAGCUGGUUCUUGAAUUUUGUCAUCAUGGCAAGAGGCCGGCCUCAUGGCCGGUCCAAGUCUGAUCACCGGGUGUGUCAGGCAGCUCGGUACGAGCAAGCUGCUGAGUACAGGGAGCGGAUUAGCAUCAGCGCUGAGCAGCAGGAGGCGCGCAUUGCUGCUGUGAACGCUGAGUGCGAUGUUCAAGAUGCCCCUCAGAAACGAAGAAGCCAGAAGUCCAGUGGUCGGAAGAAAGAGGCAUGGACUGCUUGUGGGUCAGCACAGCGCGGGUCUUGCAAAGCGUCUGGAAGUGGAAAGAAGAAAGCAAAUGAGCGCCUUGGGAAAACGCUUGGCAAAGCCGCAGAAAGAGACUUGCACAGUCUUCACUGCCAAGCUUGUGGCGCCAUUGCAGAGUUUGGGCUGAGGGGAGGCAAGGAGGGGGGCAGCGUCAAGUACACGUGCAGAGCGCACGCCACGUCAUGUGGUUGCUUUCGAGUCGACCGAGACCGCGCAGCAUGGGCAGAGGACCGAGAGAUGCGCCGCCUGAGAGCACAGGAGAGGACAUUGGAAGCAGAGCUGCGGGGACUUGGAGGGGCCUCGUUCACUGCAAAACCGACAUCAACUUGGAAAGGAUUCCAGAGGAAGGGGGUUUGGGCUUCGACACCCAUGAGCCAGUCGCUCAUAGCGACGCUCCUCAUGAUUGGCGGAGUCGAACGCAACCCGGGACCUACUGCAGAGGAGAUUGCACAAGGUUGGCGGGAAGCUUUUCCGGAAAAGAAGAUUAGUACCGCGCUGCUGGACCACCUAAUGCGGAAGGAAGUCGACGUGGCAGACUGGAAAGCAACGGAUCGUGAAGACCGGAAGGAGUUUCUGACCCAAUGGAGAGCCGAGUACGAAGGCCCAGGGGAGUGGGUAGAUGGCUGGAGUGUCUUCCUCAGAGCAGUUCCAAUUGUCAAGAGGAGUCAGGAUGCACAUGCGGGCCACUCUAGGGAUAUGGAGCGGCAGGAUGCUGAUAAGGGGAACCAGACUCGGGAUCCAUCCAGCCACGCUAAACCCAGCUUGAAACGUUCCACGUGCCUUGCCACAUCAGACAUUGGGGUUCUUGCGAAGGGUCUGGUGAAAAGAAGGAAAUUGGAACUUGAGCAAGCAGGAGAAGCGGAAAAGGACGUCUUCGAGAUUGGCUGGAGCAUCCUGCCGCAGGCAAAACCUUUGGGUGUAAGGGAUUUGCGUUUUCUAGUGCUGAAGGCAGAGCAGAAACUCGGAGUUGCGGUGAUGGGGCGCUCCCAUUUCAGGGGUUUGGUAGAUCGUGCGAUCAAGCUUAUGGAGGGGAAGCUGCCGGGCGGUGGGCGGAGGAUCCUCAUGCACGGGCCUGCAGGGUUUGGCAAAACACACCUCCUCCUGCAACUUAUCAUCUACCUCACAGCAGCGUUGGAAACAAAGCAGCAGCGGGUGGCGCCCCUCCUGGACUGUGCCUUCUUUAAGGCGGAUAGAGUUGAGGCGAUGAAGCAGGCCCUUGCAUGGGCAUAUUCUGGGGAAGAGAAUACUGUUGAAACCAUCGCAAACCUCGAAUCGAUGCGAGACGUGAAGGGAUUUCUCAGCGGGAGGGAGGAGGAGAUUCUCUUCUGCUUGGAUCAGUACCAGGAGCUCGAAAGAGAAUCGGAGGCCAAACAGGAGUUAGAUGCCCGGCUUUACCAUUUCAGGACAAUAGUGGUGACGAGCGCAGGGGGUGAGGAGCUCACAACAGAAAACGAGACACUACAUGCCCAGGCGAGCAUGUUCCCGGUGCACUCUGGUUUGAGUCAGGAGGAGCAGAAGUCCUAUGAUGUCAUCUACGGGACAGAGUGCACCACCCCGGCUGUCCAACGCCUUGUGAUGGAGAAGUUGGGGGGAGUAGCAGGGUGCCUGGCGGACUGGUAUGAGGCCUAUUACGGAGAGCCUCCAACGGACUACUCAGUGUAUCGAGUCUUUGGGCAGAGUCCAGCGUUUCAAGUGGGGCCAUUGGAACCGUUGAAGGAAGAAGAGCCAGGUACGAGUGCGCUGGGGGGGAAGAGCAAGCAUGUGGCUGAGAGUGAGCGGACAGGAAAGAUGGAGCUUGCCGAAGAGCGUGACUGGAAAGCCUGGGAGAAAUUCCUGGAGUGCAAGCGGGUGGUGCAGAUCACCUUGAGUUUGCAGCGCAUCUAUGAGAGGGUACAGGCGAAAGGGGCAGCCGAUGUCAAAAAGUGGAUAGACCAGAUGAAGAAGAUGGUUUACACGGACUCGUUUGUGGACUUCGGUCUCACCAGCUGGAACGACAUCGACUUACGGCAUGUAGCGGUAGAAGGGCGCAAAGUGCGGCCAGCGUACCCGCUAGUACGAGAAGCGAUCGCCCACUUUGUGGAGCAGGUUCAAGGUCGGGCUGUCUUUUACAGUGACCAAGCAGUCUGGGCCGCUCUGUCCCAGGAGCUUGCGGGGGAGCGGGUACCGGCGGUAGCUGGGCUUCUGACGGAGCGCUGCGCCAGCGGCGCAAUCAUUGAUGGUCAGGGCUACAAGGCUGUGCUAAAGAUGGAGAAGACGGAGCAUCCCAAAUUGGUGUUUUUCGACCGCGACGCAGAGGCUUCUGCUGUGCUGACCGAACAAGAGGACUUCCGGAAGAGCGGACUUGAAACACGGAUUGCUUGCUUCGUGCCUCGGACGCCGUUCUACCCUGCCAUGGAUAUGGCCAUCCUGGUGUUCAAAAAGCCGAAGGACCAGCAAGGGGCUGUGGAGCGGCUCACGAAAGUUCAGAUGACACUGGAGUCAGCGCACGACCAUCGUCGCUCGACCCAGACUGCAAUGCAUAUUAGCAACGUGAAGCCUUGGCUGGGCGGUGCCGAGCUUAAUUCCGUGGACGUAGAUUUCUGCUACAUCGUGCCGGGUGGUCUUGUCACGGGCCCUAUUCCACGGCAUACAAAGUCAGUAAAGGCAAAGUUGGGGACCGAACGAGGACAAACGGGGUCUGUACAGAUCGUUGCGCAUACUCACAUAGAGUUAGCUUUUGGCCAGCUAGAUGGAAAGCUAGGACAGGUGGAUAAGUGGAAGCGAGGGGGAAGAUAGCCUGGUAUUAGCGAGAGCUGUCAAAGAGGCCUUAAUUUCAAAUAUGGAUGCUCCCCGACUUUACUCUCUGAUUGCAUCCCUGAUGCUCCCACUUUGUGAGCAGUUCCGGAGGAUAAUC
Molecule: messenger RNA, 3208 nt
Organism: Klebsormidium nitens
Lineage: Eukaryota; Viridiplantae; Streptophyta; Klebsormidiophyceae; Klebsormidiales; Klebsormidiaceae
Source: the annotation of a GenBank genome assembly